AUGUCACAGGGACAACUUGAAGACGAGGAUACACUAGACGAUCAACCAUUCGCAGGCCAUCUUCAUAUUGGCGCUCCUCAAGUUCCUGUCACUCUCGCUGCAGUGGAGGAAGGCAACACAUCUAACCCUAACGACAAGCUCCAAGAACAUCGCUACCUCAAAGUAAACUAUGAGUCUAUUGUCGACUGGAAACUGACUACUGACUACCUCCGAUGUAAUCCAAACUUCCAUGGGUGCGAACGUCGUGAUUGUGCCUUGAUCCGCACUCUAGACAAGGAUGGGAUCGACAAGUGCAUCUUUGUUCGGCUAUUGUUCAUGUUCAAGUUCACGGUCAGCAAUCACACUUUCGAACUCGCAUUAGUCCUACCCAUGGAUGCUCCCACUGGUUCCAGAGGUGGUGUGGAUCGUGAUCUGGGGCUGACUCGCCUUCGCGCACGACCUCUAGCCUCCUCGGAAUUUAUUUCUCUGCAGUCUAUCGUUCGCGGCGCCUUACUUGUGCCAGAUCAUGAUCAUGAUCGUGAUUUCUUUCUUGUCGAUCUCGUUGACACGGACAUGUUCCUCCGUGCGAAACUUUUGAGGUCCUUCUAG
Messenger RNA from Suillus fuscotomentosus, 588 nucleotides. RefSeq lists its product as uncharacterized. The record is from RefSeq and is a predicted model, not a curated record. NCBI's taxonomy places the organism in Eukaryota, Fungi, Basidiomycota, Agaricomycetes, Boletales, Suillaceae. The transcript is spliced from 3 exons. The coding region runs from base 1 to 588 and encodes 195 amino acids.